Molecule: messenger RNA, 1575 nt
Organism: Cercospora beticola
Lineage: Eukaryota; Fungi; Ascomycota; Dothideomycetes; Mycosphaerellales; Mycosphaerellaceae
Gene: TRR1
Product: thioredoxin-disulfide reductase TRR1
Biological process (GO): removal of superoxide radicals; cell redox homeostasis
Cellular component (GO): cytosol; cytoplasm
Molecular function (GO): thioredoxin-disulfide reductase (NADPH) activity
Source: RefSeq, a predicted model, not a curated record
UGGUUUUGUCAUAUGCAACGCUUUUUUACUGCAACACCUCCAAACCGAAAAUCUCCCAUCGUGCCAUUUGAUCUGAUAAUCUGAUCGUCACCGACUGCGACGCGUCCAGGUUGUUGCUCAUGCGAGUCUGACGUUGCUUAUCAACUCCAUUGGCACCUUCGAGUCCUCCUUCCACCCCUCCUCUCCAUCUCCUCCUCUUCUACAACACCACCACUCCCAGUCGCCAAAGUGUUCUCCUCCGCCUUUCGCCGCGCAGGCUCUCGCCCUCUCCGCUCUGCCAUUAGCCUGCCCGUUGCUGCAGCAGGUGCUUUCUACAAGCCCUCACCCUCCGCUCCCACCUCUCCGAUCCUCUCGCAAACCGCCUCCAGGAUGACACACUCCAAAGUUGUCAUUAUCGGCUCCGGCCCAGCAGGCCACACUGCUGCCAUUUAUGCCGCCCGCGCCGACCUCCAGCCUGUCCUCUAUGAAGGCUUUCUCGCUUUGGGAAUCGCGGCUGGUGGCCAGCUCACGACAACGGAUGAAGUCGAAAACUUCCCUGGCUUCAAAAUGAUCAAAGGAACCACACUCAUGGACAACAUGCGCGCUCAGAGCGAAGAAUGCGGUACCACAAUUGUCAGCCAAACUGUCGGAAAGGUCGACUUUAGCUCGCGUCCCUUCAAGUUCUGGCUACACCCAAUGGGUGACGAAGAGACACUCGAGCCUGAGACGCACACUGCUGACACGAUAAUCAUUGCCACCGGUGCUAAGGCCCGCCGUCUAGACCUUCCUGGUGAGGAGAAGUUCUGGGGCAAUGGUGUCUCUGCCUGCGCAGUCUGCGACGGAUCCCUCCCUAUCUUCCGCGAGAAGCCUCUGGUUGUGAUCGGAGGCGGUGACAGUGCUGUCGAGGAAUCGCUCUACUUGACCAAGAAAGCGAGCAAAGUGACUGUGCUCGUCCGCAGGGACGAACUCCGUGCGAGCAAAGCCAACGCUCGCCGGCUGAAGGAGCACCCUAAAGUGGAGAUCAAAUGGAACACGCAGGGUGUAGAAAUUAAAGGCGAAGAGGGGCCAAGAGGGUUGAUGCAGAGCAUGGUGAUCAAGAACAAUAAGACUGGUGAGCAGGAGGAAAUCCCAGCCAAUGGGCUGUUUUAUGCCGUGGGUCACGAUCCCGCAACGCAUUUGUUCAAGGGACAAUUGAAGAUGGACGAGGAUGGAUAUCUCAUCACCACACCCGGAACAACAGAGACGAAUGUUCCAGGUGUCUUUGCUGCCGGUGAUGUGCAGGACAAGAAGUACCGGCAAGCUGUGACUUCGGCUGGCUCUGGAUGCAUGGCUGCUCUUGAAGCGGAGAAAUUCCUCGCUGAGCACGAUCUUGCUGAAGGUGGCCCAGAGGCCGAUAAUGGUGCCAAGGCUCCCGUGUCGAACGGCGAGGCACCAGAAUAUCGCCAAAAUCCUUUGCUGUGAGCGAAAUUCUGAUCUUUCGAUAAAGCCCUGGAGAUAAGCGGCUGUUGCAUAGGCUGCAAGGGCAGACACCAGUCUCUUGAAGAUGAUAGAACCAUGACAUUGUCACCAUAGAAGAUCGUUUAUACCCGCCAUGGC